AUGCAAGGAAACUACAGGAAGAUCCAGCCGGCUCCCAGACACGACGCCGAUGAGAUCGACCGCAAGUUCCGCGUGGCUAAACGGAAGCGCCAGCAUGUCAGGAUAGCCUGUAAUCCCUGCCGAGAAAAGAAACGCGCCUGCAAUGGUAUAGAACCGACCUGUGAUCAGUGUCAAACACGCAGUUUGGCGUGCAUCUACCGAAUACCCCCCAAAACAGUUGACUCAACAAUCAAGAUUCAAAAACAACUUGAUACGCUGCAGCACAGCUUUAAUCAUUACGCGGAUAUAGUAGAGCAGCUGAAAACAUUACCUGAGACAGAUGCGCUCAAGCUUUUGCAGAGGCUGAGAUCGCCGGCGGAUGUGAAUGGGGCUUUUGCGUCGUUGCAGGGGAGUGUACAUACCAGGAUACGACUGUCGAAUCACAGGACGGCGCAGGCUAUACUGCCGACUACGAAUUCAAGGGUCGAGUUUGAACUCACAGCACUGCAUGGCAUUGUUUAUCCGACGUUGGUACCGAUUGAUAUAACUUCUUUGGGAAUUUCGCCUUUGGAAAAGCCGGCGCUUCCUGCGGCGCAGACGGAAACUUUGGUGCAGCAGAUAUCGCCGGCGAGUCCUAUUGUUCUUUCGUCGGAUCGGUUUCGCCCUCUUUGCGAUAGUCGGCUAGAAGAGAUUGAUAUUUCGUAUUGGACAAAGGUUCCGAUCAGCAAUGAAACUGCUGCAGCGAUGAUCUCGCUGUUUCUGGAAACGGACCAGACGAUCGUUGGGUUUAUCGAUGCUGAUUUAUUCGUGGAGAGUCUUGUGGAGCGAAAACCCCAGUUCUGCUCUACGUUUCUCGUCAGCGCGAUAUUAUACAUUGCUUGCCAUGCAUAUACAGCUUCAGAUUUGAAAUCCGUAGCUGUUGGUGGUCUUUGCUUCAGAGAAGCGGAGAGACUCUUCCGCGCAGAGGGAUCAUCCGACAACAUCGUCACCCUAGCGGCCAUCAACACCUUCAGCCUCGCCUGUAGCUUCCAUGGAAAUGAUAGGCUAGCCAAAGAACUGCUUGCAGCUGGUCGUCACAUGGGAAGGAGACUUGGCUUAUACGGUGUACCCCUGGAUAGCCCAUCAUCAUUGGCCUUUCAGGAGUUACCCGAUGACUUGGUCCGUAUGACUGCGCACGUUGCCUGGAGCACUUACAACUUGUUAACGAUUUAUGUUUUAUACUAUCACGAUGAGAGCGUAGCGAUACCGCCUGCUCUGCCGAUACCUGGAGACGAACGACAUGACGACCUCUGGCCUGAACAUCCGUUGCCAGAGUACAUGGGCUCCUCAUUUACCAAGUUGUGCGAGUUCUUCACUGUGAUCCAGGAGGUAGCUGUGGUCUACUCCAUAGAAGACGGAACACCUAUCGUUGAUCGUGUCCCUGUUGCUUUCGCAGAAGCAAAGUACCAGAAGAUCUUAGCCUGGGCAGAUUCUCUCGGUAGAGACAUGGCAUGGGACCAGAACAGCCAAGAACAUGUAAUGCUAUUCCAUAUGUGGUUCCACUGCGCAGUUCUCGACAUCUUCCGUCCUUUUGCCCAAGGCCAUCAAAGCUACACCCUCCAAUCCUUCUCCUCCCCCGACAGCACCCCCAAAACCAUCUUCUCCGCCUCCCUAAACCAACUAAAGCGCCUCGCCCUGCUCUACCGCACCCAGCAAAUGCCCAACAGCUACAUGCCCUACAUCAACAUAUCCCUAAUCCACAUCGCCAACACAAUCUGCAAAGAAACCAACGACCCCACUGCGAAAUUCUACUUUCUCCUGUGCAUACGCUACUGGCAGCACUUGUAUAUAGGAUAUCCCAUCUUUGGAGAAAUAGCACAGGCGUUUUUGACCAUGGCGAUAAAUAAUGGAUUGAUAACGAGUAGAGAGGCGAAGAGGCUUAUGGCGGAGGUUAAGGGGCAGGGGAGACAUCAUGGGUUGGCGGAUGCGGGGAUCUCAACGAGUUUGAUUGUGGACUUUGACUUGGCGAUGACGAAUAGGGGCGAGGCGGAUGUUCAGGCUGUUGCGCAGAAGUUUGAGGAGGUGGCGCUGUUUGAUGAGUUUGCGGUGUACAAGAAGGAGGAUUAG
This is a messenger RNA of Fusarium odoratissimum NRRL 54006, 2085 nucleotides long. RefSeq lists its product as uncharacterized. The coding region runs from base 1 to 2085 and encodes 694 amino acids. The record is from RefSeq and is a predicted model, not a curated record. Gene Ontology annotation, biological process: regulation of DNA-templated transcription. The transcript is spliced from 5 exons. NCBI's taxonomy places the organism in Eukaryota, Fungi, Ascomycota, Sordariomycetes, Hypocreales, Nectriaceae. Gene Ontology annotation, molecular function: DNA-binding transcription factor activity, RNA polymerase II-specific; zinc ion binding.